Pichia membranifaciens NRRL Y-2026 is the source of this 924-nucleotide messenger RNA. RefSeq lists its product as hypothetical. Lineage: Eukaryota; Fungi; Ascomycota; Pichiomycetes; Pichiales; Pichiaceae. Gene Ontology annotation, molecular function: palmitoyl-(protein) hydrolase activity. The coding region runs from base 1 to 924 and encodes 307 amino acids. The record is from RefSeq and is a predicted model, not a curated record. Gene Ontology annotation, cellular component: membrane. The transcript has a single exon.
AUGCUGUCGGUAUCCACGCUGCUCAACCUGUCGCACUACGUGCUGAGCUCGGGGAUCUUGCUUGUGUCGUCGAUAUCGGUGCUGUCGUUGGCGGCGUUGUACGUGUUCCAGCGCAAGCUGGUGUACCCGUCGACACUGAACAACGCAAGGAAGGUGGUGGACACGCCGGCGAAGUACCAGCUGGCGUACGAGGCGGUGACGAUCGAGACGGACGACGGGGAGCAGUUGCAGGCGUUUCUGCUGCUGCACGAGCGCAAGGACCCGGCGUACACGAACAAGACGAUCUUGGUGUUGUCGCCCAACGCAGGGAACAUCGGGCUGUUUCUGCCCGUGGUACACCACAUCUACGAGAACAUGAGGUACAACGUGUUGAUCUACUCGUACCGCGGGUACGGGCAUUCGACGGGGACGCCGUCCGAGGACGGGUUGAAGCGGGACGCGGACGCGGUGAUGCGGUACAUCACGUCGAACAACCAGUUGUCGCAGAGCUCGGUGAUCCCCUACGGCCGGUCGCUAGGCGGGGCGGUGGCCAUCUACAUUGCGGCCCGGUACGGCCACCAGAUCGCCGGGCUGAUUCUCGAAAACACGUUUCUGAGCAUCCCCAAGGUGGUGCCGCACGUGUUCCCCGUGCUCUCGCCCGUGAGCUGGUUGUGCACAGAGGUGUGGAACAGCGAGGAGGACAUCAAGUUGGUGAGCCCGCAGAUCCCCUGCUUGUUCCUCUCGGGCAGCGAGGACGAGAUCGUGCCGCCGGAGCACAUGAAGGUGUUGUACGACACCGUGAGCGACUCGAUCGACUCCCAGCGCAGCGUGGUCAAGAUCUGGCGGGAGUUCAAGGCGAACCACAACAACACCAUCGUCGCCCCGGGCUACUGGGACACGUGGGAGCAGUUUGCCCGGGAGAUGGUGGUGCCCAUCGGCAAGUAG